AAGGGAAUCUCCUUCUCCCUAUCUCUCUCAAUUAAAUGGUAAGUCCCUUCCCUCUCGAUAAGGAGUGAUGUUUAUUGACUUUUGGCACCACAAAAGAACCAGAAAGUCUCAUGUCUUCGCAGCAAUUCAACUAUAUUUUGUAAUUCCUAUCCUCUUACAAAGUCUUCUAUUAUACCACAAUAUCUUUAACUUUCAACAGACAUGGCAGAAGAAGUGAUCCUUUUAGAUUACUGGCCUAGUCCAUUCGGAACAAGGGCAAGAAUUGUACUUGCUGAAAAGGGAAUCAGCUACAUCCACAAGUUCGAGGACUUGCCCAAUAAAAGUCCUUUGCUUCUGAAAAUGAACCCGGUUCAUCAGAAGGUGCCAGUUCUUGUUCAUAAGGAUAAACCUGUUUGUGAAUCAGAUACCAUUAUUCAGUAUAUUGAUGAAGUCUGGAAUCAGAGUAUUCCCUUAUUGCCCUCUGAACCCCACCAGAGAUAUAUGGCUAGGUUUUUGGUUGACUUCAUCAACAAGAAGGUAUACGAGUCAAGUAUAAAGGUAUGGAUGGGGGCAACAGAAGAGCAAGAAAAUGGCAAGAAAGAACUUGUGGAGUGGUGUAAGUUGUUAGAAGCAGAGCUUGGAAACAAACUUUACUUUGGAGGAGAUGUCUUUGGAUUUGUAGACAUAGCCCUUGUUCCCUUCUACAACUGGUUUAUUGUUUUCAAGAAAUUUGCUAACUUCAACUUAGAAACAGAAUGUCCAAAGCUGGUGAUGUGGGGCAACAGAUGUUUGAACAGAGAUUCUGUAUCAAAGUCUCUUCCUACUUCAGAACAAGUCUAUCAAGCCUAUUUGGAAUUCAAGAGAGGCUGGUGACAUUAUAACUUUUCUCUCGUCCAAAACGUUUAUAUUGGUUCAUUCUAGUUUUUUAAGUUGUCUUGGAACAUCAAUUGCGAAAGAAAAAAAACCAAGAAAAUAGAUAUUUUCAUUCAUCUCAA
Molecule: messenger RNA, 974 nt
Organism: Nicotiana tabacum (common tobacco)
Lineage: Eukaryota; Viridiplantae; Streptophyta; Magnoliopsida; Solanales; Solanaceae
Product: glutathione S-transferase U25
Biological process (GO): glutathione metabolic process
Cellular component (GO): cytoplasm
Molecular function (GO): glutathione transferase activity
Source: RefSeq, a predicted model, not a curated record